Messenger RNA from Glycine soja, 1572 nucleotides. RefSeq names its product glycerol-3-phosphate acyltransferase 9-like. Bases 215 to 1336 code for a protein of 373 amino acids. Gene Ontology annotation, biological process: triglyceride biosynthetic process. NCBI's taxonomy places the organism in Eukaryota, Viridiplantae, Streptophyta, Magnoliopsida, Fabales, Fabaceae. The transcript has 13 exons. The record is from RefSeq and is a predicted model, not a curated record. Gene Ontology annotation, molecular function: glycerol-3-phosphate O-acyltransferase activity. Gene Ontology annotation, cellular component: endoplasmic reticulum.
AAGAAAUUAAAUAGGCGCGGUAGGCAUGCUCCCCAAGGACUCGGAUGAAUCAUGUUUGGUUAGGACAAAAUUGCCCUCCAUCACUUUCCUUGUUAGAGUUGGUUUCUGCAACCUACCAUGCAAUUCCUCACCUGAAUCCGUUUUCUAUUGCCACGUUGGAUCGAAAAGUCUAGUUUAACCACACGUUUGUGGUUGUAGUGGAAGCGUAACGAAGAUGAAUGGCAUUGGGAAACUCAAAUCGUCGAGUUCUGAAUUGGACCUUCACAUUGAAGAUUACCUACCUUCUGGAUCCAGUGUUCAACAAGAACGGCAUGGCAAGCUCCGACUGUGUGAUUUGCUAGACAUUUCUCCUAGUCUAUCUGAGGCAGCACGUGCCAUUGUAGAUGAUACAUUCACAAGGUGCUUCAAGUCAAAUCCUCCAGAACCUUGGAACUGGAAUGUUUAUUUGUUUCCUUUGUGGUGCUGUGGAGUUGUGGUUCGAUAUUUGAUUUUGUUCCCUAUUAGGAUUCUAGUGUUGGCAUUAGGAUGGAUUAUAUUUCUUUCAGCCUUCAUUCCAGUGCACUCCCUCCUGAAAGGAAAUGAUGAUUUGAGGAAAAAGAUUGAGAGGUGUUUGGUGGAGAUGAUGUGCAGUUUCUUUGUUGCAUCAUGGACUGGGGUUGUCAAGUACCAUGGGCCAAGACCUAGUAUCCGACCAAAACAGGUUUUUGUGGCCAAUCAUACUUCCAUGAUUGAUUUCAUUAUCUUAGAACAGAUGACUGCAUUUGCUGUUAUUAUGCAGAAGCAUCCUGGAUGGGUUGGAUUAUUGCAGAGCACCAUUUUGGAGAGUGUGGGGUGUAUCUGGUUCAAUCGUACAGAGGCAAAGGAUCGAGAAAUUGUGGCAAGGAAAUUGAGGGAUCAUGUCCUGGGAGCUAACAAUAACCCUCUUCUCAUAUUUCCUGAAGGAACUUGUGUAAAUAAUCACUACUCUGUCAUGUUCAAGAAGGGUGCAUUUGAACUUGGCUGCACAAUUUGCCCAGUUGCAAUCAAGUACAAUAAAAUUUUCGUCGAUGCUUUUUGGAAUAGUCGAAAGCAAUCAUUCACCACUCAUCUCUUGCAAUUAAUGACAUCUUGGGCUGUAGUUUGUGAUGUUUGGUACUUGGAGCCACAAAAUUUGAAGCCAGGAGAGACACCCAUUGAAUUUGCAGAGAGGGUUAGAGACAUAAUCUCACAUCGUGCUGGGCUUAAAAAGGUUCCUUGGGAUGGAUAUCUGAAGUAUUCUCGCCCUAGUCCCAAGCACAGAGAAGGAAAGCAACAAAUAUUCGCUGAGUCUGUGUUGCGGCGCUUUGAGGAAAAAUAAUGUAUAUCUUUUUACUUUUUCAGUAAUGAUUUUCUCCAACCCUUGUUUGUACUCCACUUACUACUAUGAUAUACAUGUAGAUCUUACAUGAAGUUGCCUGAAAAUUUUCCAUGACCAGUUGCGCUCUGUUAUGGACAAAACUAACAGGAACUAUUCAUUUUUAGGUAUGAAAACUUUUUGCAGUUAAGACAAUUUGAAUCUCGAUAUGCCUAUCUAAAUUGUUACUAUUUAUCCAA